AUGGACUCCAACAACAACAACAACAAUAACCUCAAUGACGUCAAUGCCAAUGAUAGUUCCAACACUGGGACAGACGUCAUGGAAGGAGGAGACUUGAUAACUAUAUCCUUUGGAAACAACCUUACAACAUUGUCAACAUCAUUCAAUCCAAAUAUGUCGUUCCGGACUGCCAACCACAGCCUUCACGUCAAUGGCGGCCAUCCCCACACAACCAACGAGAUUGAUCUUGGAGACUCACUCGAUCUAAUGUUCACCGAGAGCUCAAUAUCCAACAGUCAUGCAACUUCCAAUGGUCCAUUGUCAGCGGCAAUCCACCAUCGAUCACUUGCAGAGAGUGGCAUUGAGAUGUUAAGCAUUGACUCAACUACCAAGGGCGGCGUCGGCACCUGUGACGACGAGGACAACGACAAGAAGACCAACAUGGGCAGUGGCAUGGGUGGUGAGAUGGCCAAGGAGUUUGAACAGCUGGGCGAGAACCUGUACUCGGCCAAGGAUGUUGGAUGGCAAGGCUGGUCAACCGUCCGCCUGAUGGGACAGCGCUAUGUCUUUGGAUUGAUCGUCGCCAGCUUUGUGGGCAUCGCCAUUUACCUCAUGUCUCUGCUCCCAUGGACCGGUGCACCAGGCUCAGGCAUCUACCUCAAUCGUACAACCUUCAACAUCUUCUUCCAGGUUGCCAUCCUGUGUUUUGGACCAUUCUACAUUAUCCUUGGAUUCCUCGUAUCCUACGGCUACAGACGAGUGCGCGAAGCUCGCCUUCUACAGUACACUGCGGUCGUGGUGUUGGCCGUGUCAAUGUUCUACAUGAUCAUGUUCCUCAAGGGCUUCUACUACUGGUACUACCUUAUUGAUGCUAUUGGCAUCGUGCUGAUGUAUAUUGGCGUCCAAUUCCUAUUUGCCUACAACAUGUCCAUGACGAUACAGAAGGAGAACCAUGACGUGGUGCCAUCGACCAAGAAGGCCUACCUCAUCGCAUACAACUACUCCUCGCCAGACAUUGUAGUCACCAUCUUCACCGUACUCUACAUGUUCCUCCUGCUGCCAGUGUACUUCUCUAUUGAGAGCGACCUCCUCAGACUGGGCUGGCGCCUCGUCGUCCAUCCCUUGUACUGGACAUCAAUCGUCAUUGUGGCGCGCCAGUUCCUCACGCGCGACAUUGGCACUGAGGACAUCAUGCUCAACACAAACAUCGUCCUUCACACCUUCUUCCACCAUCAGACCAUUGGCAAGAUCUUUGUUUACACAUUCUCCGCGUCCGAGCCAUACCUUACCGAGGUUGGAAUGGUGGUGUCGGCCAUUGAGGAGGUGUUGCUUCGCGCGGUCGCCCUGAAGCGUGACGAGUGGGUGCUGACGGUACUCUACGGUCGUGAACGUGCCCGUAAGAUAGUCUACAGCCAAGAGAGCCUCAAGCUUCGCGCGGCCAUCCUUAAUGUACAAGUUGCACUCGAGUUCUCUGGUCUGAUAAGCGCGCCAAUCUUCAUCUACCUCUUCCAGAAGUGGGCACUGUUGUUCCACUUCUUUGACAAUGGCCAGAUCAUACCACUGACACUCUUCAACCAAACCCUGCUGUCCAUUGGCCUUGAUCUGGUGUCAGAGUUUAUAUGCACAUUGUUCGAGACCAAGUACUUCAAGCUACCAAUCCAGCCCACGUGGAAAUGGAUGACACAACACAAGUGGUACCUGGCCUUCCUCGUCUAUGGUAGCAUAGGCAUGGGACUCCUUGGCCUACUCUGGACAUGUGCACGAAUCCCACGCGCAGGUCUCUGUAGUGCCGACGACAUCUGUACCUGUAACAGCGUCAUAGCAUCAGCAUUGCCAGCCUUCUGUGGUAUCAAUAAUGUAACAUCCUCGUCAAUAUAG
This is a messenger RNA of Acytostelium subglobosum LB1, 1857 nucleotides long. RefSeq lists its product as hypothetical. Bases 1 to 1857 code for a protein of 618 amino acids. The record is from RefSeq and is a predicted model, not a curated record. Lineage: Eukaryota; Evosea; Eumycetozoa; Acytosteliales; Acytosteliaceae. The transcript has a single exon.